Molecule: messenger RNA, 785 nt
Organism: Prorocentrum cordatum
Lineage: Eukaryota; Dinophyceae; Prorocentrales; Prorocentraceae
Source: the annotation of a GenBank genome assembly
CCCCCACACGAUAUCAGCAGGAGCACACUGAAUGUGGCAGUCCAACCCAGCAAGUUCACUCGCGCAGGGCUCCAAUACGCGGCGCCAUGGCCCGCGUCCUCCUGAAAGUCACAAGGCCUUGCAAUGUCGCCCCAGUGCUUGGCAACGGAAAGGAGGAGGGAGGAGGGAGGAAGGAGGAGGUGGAUGCGGAGCAGCAGAAGGAGGGUGAAGAAGCAGGAGGGCACCUUGGCGACACUUGGAAUUGAAGCCACGCGGCCAUCCUCUCUGCCUCGGGGUGCGAAUCACUCCUUCCGGCAGAUCCUCAUCUCGUAUCUUUGGCUCAUGUUCGGGCACGGCAUCCCGCCGACUCCCCGCGGCUGUGAGAUGCCCCGCGUGCGCGUCUGCGCCGGGGCCCUGAGGAACGUCCUGCGCACCGCCAGGAAGCAUCCACAUCCACAACUUUAAAGUAUCCAGGCCACCUACUUUCGGUGGGCAAAGGCGUCCAGGCUCGCGCCGCGCGAUGCGCGACCGCGGAUAGCAUCCCGCCCUCGCGAUGCGGCCCGGGACAAAAUGGCACCCUUUGCGGUCCUGGCCGCUGGGCCCGCAGCGCGACGAUCCGCCACCAUGUACUGCACGAGUUGGGAGUGUCCUCAGGUCCUCUGGAACUGUCCGUCCCCAGUCCUGAGUGAACGAGUAUAGGGGCCCGGGCACCACCAGUAUGGUGCAUCAUGAGGUUUAGCGCAUGCUCUCGCGUGUUACGUCUUCGGAGCCAAGAAGGGCUCCAAGCCUCUGACCAACAUCCAAGG